CGGAAAUACAAGCGCGCUAGGCGAUGUGGAGAAAAAAGAGUGACUUGAUGGGGAAGAAGGAGGGAAAGACAUCAUCACAAACAACCAUCACAUCAACAACAACACAUCAUGUCAUUCACACAAAAAUCAUCAAAUAAAAACUUUGGAGGAGAAUUACGAAAGUAUAGCUUUAAAUCCAAAACAUUGGGAGAUUUAGAGACAAAUAUAAACGUAUUCUUACCUUCUGAAGCAGUCUCAGGUGGAAAAAAGGUACCAGUCUUGUAUUAUUUGGCCGGUUUAACUUGCACGGAAGAUAAUGGUGCACAAAAAGGUGGAUUCCAACAAGAAGCUGCAAAACAAGGUAUCGCCCUAGUCUUCCCUGAUACAAGUCCACGUGGCGCAAAGAUUGAAGGUGAAGAUGAUUCGUAUGAUUUCGGAUCAGGUGCUGGAUUCUAUAUCAAUGCAACAAAAGCACCUUGGAACAAAAAUUACAACAUGUAUGACUUUAUCACAAAGGAACUCCCAGAAGUCUUGAAAUCGAACAACCUUCCGCUCGACUUAACAAAAGCUUCCAUCUCUGGUCAUUCUAUGGGCGGUCAUGGAGCUUUAACGCUUUAUCUCAAAAAUCCAUCCCUUUACAAAUCCGCUUCUGCUUUCGCACCUAUCUGUCAUCCAACAAAAUGUCCUUGGGGUGAAAAGGCAUUCUCAAACUACUUGCAAGGUGGCGUUGGAGAAGGAAAAGCAAACGAUGCAACCGAAUUACUCCUUCAAGCCGGCGGUCCUGAUAAACGUAAGCUAAACAUCUUGAUCGAUUCAGGUUUGGCAGAUAAUUUCUACAAUGAUAAACAACUUCUUCCUGAAGAUUUCGCAAAAGCUGCAAUGGAUCAAGGAUACACCGAUGAACACAUCACAAUUCGCUUGCAAGACGGAUACGACCAUAGCUACUACUUCAUUUCUACUUAUGCCCCAGAGCAUGUAACCUACCAUGCUAAAUUCCUCAAAGCCUGAUGUGCUUCUAGGCAAAUCACUCACUUCCAAUACCAACUUUGUGCAUUCGCUAAUGCGAUAGAAUGUCAUUUCUCUUGAUCGC
Molecule: messenger RNA, 1069 nt
Organism: Meira miltonrushii
Lineage: Eukaryota; Fungi; Basidiomycota; Exobasidiomycetes; Exobasidiales; Brachybasidiaceae
Product: putative esterase D
Exons: 1
Coding region: 109-987 (292 amino acids)
Biological process (GO): formaldehyde catabolic process
Cellular component (GO): cytosol
Molecular function (GO): S-formylglutathione hydrolase activity
Source: RefSeq, a predicted model, not a curated record